CAAAUAUCCUUUCACUGACUCUCACAUCAAGCAAGCAAAUAUCCUUUCUCAGUUGUGUCGGUUUUGCUGCGAUUUUCCGCCGUUCCGGUUUAAAAUCUGCCCUAAUCUCGUGACUCCCCACGUAAUCCUUCUGGGGUUUUAGCUUUUCGUGGGGGCAAUGGUGCUAGGGUUUUAGGUCUCCCCUGUUUCUACACUCUUCUACCCAUUUGAACUGCCUCCUUCUCCACCUUCACCUCCUUAUCCUCAUCUUCCUCUCUCUGUGCCUUAUCAGAAGACAUGGAUAGAUAUCAGAGAGUCGAGAAGCCGAGGCCCGAGGCGACGAUAAACGAGAACGAGAUCCGAAUCACCACACAGGGCCUCAUAAGGAACUAUAUCACCUAUGCAACUAGUCUGCUUCAGGAGAAGAGGGUGAGAGAGAUUGUCUUGAAGGCAAUGGGACAGGCAAUCAGCAAGACAGUGGCCAUUGCUGAAAUUAUAAAGAAGAGAAUCCCUGGCUUGCAUCAAGACACUACCAUCAGCUCAACAAGUAUAACUGAUGUAUGGGAGCCCAUUGAGGAGGGUCUUGUACCCUUGGAGAUGACUCGUCAUGUUUCAAUGAUUUCAAUCUCUUUGUCAACGAGGGAGCUAAACAAAAACUCUCCUGGGUAUCAAGCUCCAUCAUACGUAGAUCAGCCAAAGCAGCAGUAUCAGCAGCAGCUGCAACCAAAACAAGCUCCUGCUCCAAUCAGUGGCGCAAAUGAAGGUCAUAUUUCUGCUAUGGAUUCAUAUGGACGGGGACGAGGUCGUGGUAGAGGGAGAGGAAGGGGUUGGGGGAGAGGUGGAUAUGUGAACAAUACCCAAGGGGGUGGAUAUGUGAACAACAACCAAGGAGGUGGAUAUGUGAACAACACCCAAGAAAAUGGUGGCUAUUGGGGUCGAGGUGGCGGACGAGGCAGAGGUUGGGGUUAUCGUGGUGCUGGAUACGAAAGAGGCAGAGGUGGAGGCAGGGGUUAUGGUCGUGCCCGGGGACGUAUGGGUGGCCGUUGGAGGGGUGGUGGCAAUCAGCUCUAGGUGUUGGGUUGGCAUGUUUUGUUUUACUCUAGCUAAGUACUUGCCUUGGCGUAAUAGGGAAACGUAUUGGAGGACUGUAUUUCCAGCAUCAAACUGUGGCUUAUUCUCAAAAGGGUUAUUGGGAGCAGUGUUUUGUUCAUUUUCUCUAUGGUAUGGAUGUGGGCUGGCUUGCUUUAUGUUUGUUGAUUUUCUUUAGCCAAGGGCAGGUGAUCACUCAAUUGCUGUAAUUCAUUUCUCACCACCUCUGGAUCCUCUUUUGUAUCUAUAUCCCAUUUUUCUUGGUGUA
Macadamia integrifolia is the source of this 1336-nucleotide messenger RNA. RefSeq names its product ribonuclease P protein subunit p25-like protein. The coding region runs from base 277 to 1050 and encodes 257 amino acids. Lineage: Eukaryota; Viridiplantae; Streptophyta; Magnoliopsida; Proteales; Proteaceae. Gene Ontology annotation, molecular function: RNA binding. The transcript has 8 exons. The record is from RefSeq and is a predicted model, not a curated record.